UUUUCAUCAACAACAGCGAGUCAGUCACUUCAGUAGCUUGCUAGGCGACAUAGCCUAAACGUUCAAGCUUUUUAGACUAUUUCAGUGCGUAUUUGCCUAUGUGUUUUAAACAUACUUCCGUUUUAUAGCUAGUUGCCACAUUUAUUUUCAUAUUUACAUUGUUAGUCAGGCAGAUGCCUUAAAUUUGCCUAGCGCUAGCCUAGUCGCUAAUGCUAACUAGCUAGCUAACAUCCCCGACCAUGAGUUCACUAUUCUACUCUCCUCACGCUAAAGAAGAGGUCUACUGGACGGAGAAAGAGGGUCUGUGGCUGAACAUUGUCGAGAAAGAGGAGAAGGAAGAAGAGGAUGUCACAGUAAAACAAGAAGUAGAGAAUGAGGCUGUUACCCUGAAAGAAGAAGAGAAAGACGUUACAGUGAAAGAAGAGGAAGAUGCCGUUUUUGGAGUGGAGGGAGAGAUAACUGUCACAUUGAAGGAGGAGAAGGAAGAACAAGAACAGGAGGAGGAGACAGGCGAUCUGAUUAAGACCAGAGAGGGACCAGACUCUCACUCUGACAGCGGGAAGAGUCCUUCAGGGGAACCAGACCCAGAGACCUCCAAACCAGCAAGACAACACCUCUGUUCCCAGUGUGAAAAGAGUUUUAAGUGUUAAGGAACCUGAAAGUACAUGAGAGAACGCACACAGGAGAAAACCCUUACGAUUGCUCCCGCUGUGGAAAGAGUUUUACCAAGUUAGGGAACCUAAAAGAGCAUGAGAGGACACACACAAGAGAAAAGUGUUUCCAAUGUUCCCAGUGUGGAAAGAGGUUUACCCAGUUACGGUACCUGAAACAACAUGGAGAAAUACACACAGAAGAUAGGAAGACCUACCACUGCUCUCAGUGUGGAAAGAUAUUUACUGGGUUAGGGAACCUG
This is a messenger RNA of Salvelinus fontinalis (brook trout), 913 nucleotides long. RefSeq names its product proline-, glutamic acid- and leucine-rich protein 1-like. The coding region runs from base 240 to 650 and encodes 136 amino acids. The record is from RefSeq and is a predicted model, not a curated record. The transcript is spliced from 2 exons. NCBI's taxonomy places the organism in Eukaryota, Metazoa, Chordata, Actinopteri, Salmoniformes, Salmonidae.